GUUAUGGUGAAGUAGGACGUGUUGUUUGUGACGGAAAGCCUGAGACCCGAAACAAGGGCGACGAGGAACUAAACCGGGAUUCAACCAGGAGAGGAAAUAAACCGGAGACGAAGCAAUCUGACACAACUAGGAGAGGAAAUAAACCAGGGAGGGCACCAGAACGGAUCGGGAAGCCGGGGCAUGGCGGCCGACUUCAGUGAGCUCAUGAACGUCGCGGGCUGCGAGAUUGGCAGCGGGUCCUGGGACCGGGAUUGGGAAUCAUUGCUGUUUGAAGAGCUGAAUGAUUCCAGUAACAUGUUUGAAGCUUUGAAGAACAAUCCAUUUGAUAGUGACAUGGAGGUUGAUUUUAGUUUGGAAUUCACACCCUGGGAUUAUGAUCCUUGGGGACCAACAUGCAGCUCAUCUCCAGAUAUUCCCUCUUCCAGUGAUUCAAGUUAUGGACAAACAACAUCUGAGCCUCUGUCUCCAGCUUCAAACUCUUCGGUACAUUCUCCUGCAGAUUCAUUAUUACAACAUGAAGAUCUUCUCUGCUUUUCACCACAGUCCUCUCCAAUCUCAGCAUCUAGUACAAGCAGUGAAUGUUCUAACACAGCAGAAGAGUUAAAAGUGAAGCAUUUGCCUGAAGUAAAACCUCAAGUAAAUGUUCCUUCAAAUGUAUCAAAGCAGAAGCCAAUUCAACCAAAGCCCAUCUUUAUUCCGGCAUUACCAGUUUCACAGCCAAGUCCAGGGCUAACUGGGAAAACCAUUAUAAUUAAACCAGUUCAAACAGUCAUGUCCAUUCAAAAGCAGAAGCCAAUUAGAAUCUGUCCUGCUCCUACUGGUCACCCUGUAGUGGUUUCUCAGCCUCCAGUGGUGCAGCUUCAGCCACAAGUUGUUCUUAAUUCCCACCCCAUUAUAAAUGUGGAUGGAGGAACCAGUACGAUGGGUGCAGUACCAGUGAGAAUACUGACAAAUAACAACAGCUGCAUUAUGAAUGAAAAAUCUCCAUUGACAAAAACAGUUAUUUCAGCAUCCACACAUAGUGAUAAGAAGCAAGAUGUAAGUGCACUAAGACGACAAGAAAGAAUGAUUAAGAAUCGUGAAUCAGCAUGUCUUUCCCGAAGAAAGAAGAAGGAAUAUCUACUGAAUCUGGAGCACAGACUGAGGUCUGCACUUGUUGAAAAUGCCAAGCUUAAGAAUGAAAAUGGUUCUCUUCAAAAACAGCUCCAAGAGUUGAUGUCCGAGAAUCAGCAAUUAAAAGUUUCUGCUCCAAGAAGAAGAGCUGCAUGUGUCAUGGCAUUGUUGGUGUUCAUAGCAUUCAGUUAUGGUCCUGCAAGCAUAUGGGAGAGAGACUCCGGUGCUCUGCAGACUACCGUCAGAUCUGCCAUCCACAACAGACAUCUAUUGGGAUUUUCUGAUGAAAAUGAUGCUGGAGUUGAUCAGGAAACACUUACUGAAGGCAGCAGUUACAGAAAUGGAAUUUCAUUUUCGGAAAAGAAGGAUCUAAUGGUGGUAAAGAAGGAGCCUCUUCUCUUUGUCCAACAAGCAUGUCAACCUCAAGUCAAUAAGACUGAGUCACUUCGGCUUGCUGAUGAACUUCGUGGGUGGGUCCAUCGACAUGAAGUAGUCAGAGACAAGUUGAGGAAAGGAUAUAAGAUGCUUCAUAAGUUGAAGACUGUACCGAAACAUGUGGAGGAGAAGACUGAUGUAGCCCAUUAUGUUACAAGGAAGUACAUAGAGGUCGAUGAGAAAAACUCAGGGAAUGAAUUGCAAGUUUAUUAUGUGCCAGACAGACAUUAUCCAAGCUUCUUUGAAGCCAUCCGUAGGAAAGGAGAUACAUUUUAUCUGAUAUCAUUUCGGAGGGAUCAUUUUUUGCUACCAGCUAUCAGCCAUAACAAGACAACCAGACCAAAAAUGUCUCUUGUUUUACCAGCAAUGAACAUUGAUGAGCAGUUUAUCAAUGAGCCCAAGGAUCAUGAGGUAAUGAUGCAGAUUGAUUGUGAAGUAAUGGCCACCAGAGUCAUUCACAUCAAGACAUCAUUGAUACCUGCCUUUCUACGAGAACAGCAGGAAAACCGCACGGCAGCAUAUCAACAGCCAGCACCAGCACCAGCACCAGCACCACCUCACACUGCACCACCUAUCAUCACAGAGUCUGCCCAAGGGACUGAGUUCAACAUUUACCAGUAGUGUGGUACUCACCUGAGAACAUUGUGCUGUAAACCACUGCACUGCAGGUGAAUGUACACUGACUCUGCGGGUCACUGUUUCCAAGGACUCAUUCAGUGCAUUUGAAAAUAAGAUGAUUGGAUAGAAGUUUUUCUUCAACUUAAUUUAAUGUAAAUUCAGAUCAAACUAAUUUGAAACUAACUCUCUAUGAUUCUGGCCUGUUUAAAACCUUGUUUAGAAUAGAUUUUACUGGUGAAUUGUUGCAGCCAUGGGCUUUGAAAGGUGAAAUGCUUUGAGGGAAUCAAAAAAGGUAAAAGCAAUAGGCUGAAGCAUCUUUAAUCUUUACAAAAAAAAGCCAUUACCACAGUAAGCACAUGUUCACCAUGAAAUUUUGGUUUUGAAAUGUGCUUUAUAACCAAAACUGUUGCGUAAAAUGGAUGUUCAUAUCAGUGCUCAAAAAAUAAUUCAAUUGAAAUAAACUUCUAAUAGAUAGUUAUUUUUGGGUAAACCUACCUCUCACUGAGCCAAAAUUUCAAGUCACAAGAGCCUUUUUCUCUUUGAGCUAUAAAACCUAUUGCUUUUACCGACGGGAAACUUGGUGGUUGUACAGUUUUGAUUUGUUGCAGGUGUCUUGUUAAUUUUUGCUGGGUGAGUGUUUUCCUGAAGAUGUUACCCACUGACACCAUCGGGCUAUGCAUUUUUUCGUGCAUACCAGAACUGUGGAUCAUUCAAGAAUUUUGCUUAAUAAUCUGCAUAAACUCAUUGAUUAAAUAACAACUCACUUCACAGUUGUGAGGGUGAAACAAACUUCUGGAAAGUGUAUUCAUAUAUAAAUAUAUUAUUUCUCCUUAAUCUCAUCAAUGACCAUUAUCAUGAGCUUGGUCUCUGCAGGCCUUGUUACCUUGUCUGAUGUAAUUGAGCUUGUUUUUCACAUUCGGGUCUGUACACAAAGUACAAGCUGUUUGGCAGUUGUGGUCUAUCGUAAGCUCCUUUCUGCAUAAUGUAAUGUUUCAUUACCGGGUAUUUUAUUGGAUUUGUGAUCGUGGGCAUAGAUCAUACUAGCUAAUUUCUGACCUCUGGAUCCUGGCAGUGAUGAAACAAUGUAGUCACUAUUCAUCACUAUUUGGCUCAUCACUGACCAGAAAUCAAAUCUAGGCUAUUAUGGCUGUGCACAGUGAAUAUUUUAGUGGAUUCUUGGUCAUCGCAUUGUGGAUCUAGGUCAACCAUUUACUUUGGUGUUCAGACUUGACUACUCUUCGGUGUUCCUUCUGCAAUCAAUGACUGAGACCGCAAUUAUUUGUGAAUUAUUCCAGUUCACUGGAAUUUAGCUACAUUGUGAUCAGGCACCAGGGAUGUUUGAAAGAGAAUCACUGUUUGUGCAGAGUUGAAAACGACCGUGUGCUGAACAGUGGCCAGAACUUCCAAUCAUCAAAUUUGGCCGGUCUCAUUCCAGUGUGAGGGAACACCAAUAAGGAUAACGUGCUACUAUUGAAGCCAUAGGAUCUCACCGUUUAUUUUAGAGGUGAAGGCCACAUCAUUUGCAACUGUCUCCAGGCUUGUUAAAAUAGUAGCCUGUGCUACAUUAAGGAUUUGUUCUUUGUCCCUUACAGUUCAUGACUGUAAGUUAUUUUAAAGAAUGCGCUUCUGUUUUCAAUGUUCCUACUCUCUUCGUUUAUAUAAUUUAUUUUGUGAUAUUAGUUAUUUUUUGUUACUUCUGGAAAAUUGUGAAAUUGCAAACAUUUCUGUAUGCCAAUAAAUUUGUUAUUUAUCUUCUCUAUUUAUUUAUCUGUCUUGCUGUUCUAUGGUAAUUCUUUGGACACUUGUACGAAUAAUGCAUCUGUUAUAACUCUUCUAUGACUCUUUCAGCUUCUCUUUUAGUUUUGGCAGAUGUAAUAUGAGUAGACUCUCGCUCAGUGUAUUGCAGCUUCCCACUUUGAUUAAUUGUAUGUAGUCCAUAGAACAAACUCAAUUGUACUAGAGUGUUUGAAGUGAGGAAAAAAUGAAUUUCUCCUGAUUUUACUGGUCAUAGCUUCAGCUCUGAGUAAGUGAUUUCAAACAAUGAGUAAUUAUAUUAUUUAAGAAGUAAGUUAUAAAUAUUCCAUAUACUUUCUAAUCUGAGCCAC
Mobula hypostoma (lesser devil ray) is the source of this 4271-nucleotide messenger RNA. It is a transcript of the gene atf6, whose product is annotated as activating transcription factor 6. Gene Ontology annotation, cellular component: nucleus. Gene Ontology annotation, molecular function: RNA polymerase II cis-regulatory region sequence-specific DNA binding; DNA-binding transcription factor activity, RNA polymerase II-specific. The coding region runs from base 181 to 2169 and encodes 662 amino acids. The record is from RefSeq and is a predicted model, not a curated record. Lineage: Eukaryota; Metazoa; Chordata; Chondrichthyes; Myliobatiformes; Myliobatidae. The transcript has 16 exons. Gene Ontology annotation, biological process: endoplasmic reticulum unfolded protein response; regulation of transcription by RNA polymerase II.